Pangasianodon hypophthalmus (striped catfish) is the source of this 2392-nucleotide messenger RNA. RefSeq names its product DnaJ heat shock protein family (Hsp40) member B9b (gene dnajb9b). Gene Ontology annotation, cellular component: endoplasmic reticulum. The coding region runs from base 175 to 795 and encodes 206 amino acids. Lineage: Eukaryota; Metazoa; Chordata; Actinopteri; Siluriformes; Pangasiidae. Gene Ontology annotation, molecular function: protein-folding chaperone binding; misfolded protein binding. The record is from RefSeq and is a predicted model, not a curated record. The transcript has 3 exons.
CCAAUCACAGUGCGAGUCGUGGGCCUCGUUUUCUCUUCAGCGUCAUUCUAGAAUGCCGCGUCAAAGAAACGGAAAAAAAAAAAACAACAAAAAGGCAGUAGGGUUAGCAUUCAGCUAAUCUCUCAGCGUUCGCCUUCAGGGUCACUGCAGCGCACCGCGGGCGUGAGCACAGCCAUGGCCACAACCCAGUCCGUGCUAGCUGUAGCUGUGUGCGUCCUCAUGAUCACUGAGAUGAUCUUGGCCCAGAAAGAUUACUAUGAAAUUCUGGGCGUUCCCAAAGAUGCCUCUGAGCGCCAAAUCAAGAAAGCCUUCCACAAACUGGCCAUGAAGUAUCACCCAGACAAGAACAAAAGCCCAGACGCAGAGGCAAAGUUCAGGGAGAUUGCCGAGGCUUAUGAAACGCUGUCCGACUCUAAGAGGAGGCAGGAGUAUGAUCAGAUACGGAGCAACCCUUUCUCCAGAGAGCACGUGCGAGGAACCAGCGGUGGUCAGUUCCAUCAGCCGUUCAGCUUUAAUUUUGAGGACGUUUUCAGAGACUUUGAUAUUUUCGGGCAGCCGACACACUCCCAGCAUAAAAGGCAUUUUGAGAGCCACUUUCAAGCCCACGAAGAGGCGCACAGAAGAAGCUUCCAGAGUUCUUUCGGCAGUGACACGUUCGAUAUGUUUUCAGACUUUUUCUCAUUCGACGGACACUCGAAUGGCGACGAGUUUCGCAGCUCAUCCGGCCAGCGGCGUUGCCACACGGUCACUCAGCGCAGAGGAAACAUGGUGACCACAUACACAAAGUGCUCCUGAUUUCUACUGCGCUGAUGUGACAUACUUUGGUUUUGAUGUUAAUUUAAUUUCUUGCUGAUGCUUGCUGUUGUGACUGAAUCAGUUUCUGUCACAUGAACAGUUGGUGCAGAGUAAUGCUUCCGACUUUACACACUUUAAAUGAAGGGCUUAAAUUCAGGGUUUUUCAAAUACUAUUUUUUUUUUUUUUAAAUCUAAAUAUCUAAACUAGAUAGAUUAAGAAGUUCCACAUGCCUGGCUUCAUGUUUUUGUAUUUUGCAGACAUAAUACCAAAAGACAGCAGAGGGCAAUUCCAGCGUUGUAGAUGUAAGAUUUGCGCUCACAUUAGCUAACGAAAUGUCUCACCGCGGAGAUACGCUUUGGAUUUGCAUAUUUAUCCUCUCGCAUGCAACGCAGACGAAUCUUAAAAACUCAUGUAUUGACUUACAUGUUUCAAAUACACAGCAAUUUACGGACACGACAUCAAACAGACUAACUUUAGUGACAGAUGACACGUGUGUGUUUUUCUACAAACUCUACAAAAGAUUUUGCAGAAAUUCUGCACGUCGCAUCAAAUAUACAACACGAAUUCACGUGAAUGAACACAGAGUACAGAUUUGAAAAUAUUUCCCGUUCUGCCGUUAAGGACGAGAGGUUUCUGAUGUUAGGGAUGUGGCCUGUCUGAAACCGUGCACCAUAUAUAUUAUAUAACGAUGCGAUUUUCUCUAUAAUUCGACCAGCGCAUGUUAAAUACGUUGAAACAUGAGCGAGAGACGUGAGUGAACACGGAAUUGCCACUGGCAUACCCUGCAAGCUGAUGAGAGAGACUUCGUGGCCCUUUUUGUCGUAUGUUGCACAGAGCUUAAAUAUAAGCAACCUUUAUUUUCUUUUUAAAAUUUUUUUUUUUAGUCCUCGCACUUUUCCCCUGAGCACCGCUCAAAGGCACACCAGCAGCGGACAGAGAAAGGGCACUUAAAACAUAGAAACCUGAUUUUAUCCACAAAACUCUUAAACUGGGGCUCUCCCCCGUAAUGUGCAAUACUUACACACGUCUUCUGCUCUGUUUGGGAAUCCUGUCAGGUAACAUACGACCACACUGCCUGUUCCAUGCCUCGGGGUUAACAGCCGUUUUCAUUUGAUUUAUAUUUAUUAUUUAUUUUCAUAAGUACCACAUUUGCAUGUGGUUGGAUGCAAAGUAACACAUUCGAAUCUGUUGUCCAACUUUAUCAGAGAAACAUCAGUAUCAUUGUCUCUGUUAUUGAAAAAAGGCUAAACAAACAGGUUGUGUAUUAUAUGAUUGUGUUUUGGUGGUUUGCUAAAGAAAACUGUUAAACCCUUUUCUGUGCUUUUGGACAUUUAAUACAACUGAGUAUCAGCUUCAUCAUUUUCACAGGAUUUUCAACUAUUACCUCGUGUCAUGACAUUGACAUACAGGAUGACGUGCAAUACUAUAUUUAGUGCUUGCUUUUUGUUUCGUUUUCUGUUUUUUGUUUUUUUUCUUUAUAGAGCAUACCUGAAGACUUUGAUGAUUGUACACAAAUACCUUCAAUACCUCUGUGGUUUAUUUUGGGUGUGUUGAUAUGCUUGAAAUGCUCUUUUUUUUUUUUUUUUUUUUUUUUUU